AUGGGAAAUACCAUUAUUUUAGAAAUUGAAAACUCUGUCACAUCAAAUCUAUUACGAGACUAACUAAAAUAUCUAGGCAUUAAGAAACAUAACUAUUUGGGAUAGAUUCAAUUAUGGAAAAAUAAACAAAAUCAACAUGAAUUGAUAUUUUCAAAAAUUUCUUUAGUAGAUGUUGAUGAAAAUUUCAUAAAUAAUUAACAUACAAAAAGGAAGUCAAUGUAACAUGAAAAUUUAUUAUAAUAUUAUGGUUGUACUAUUAAAGAGCAGAAAUUUUAAGGAGCAAUAAAGGAUUUUCGAAUUUAUUAUGAAUUUCUACCAACCAAUUUAUAAAUGGUCCUUAAAGAUCACUAAUUCAAUGGACAAUUUGUUAAAGAGUCUUUUAUCUGGAAAUUAAUAACUUAAAUUUCUACUGUGUUUGCUUAUCUAGAUAGUAAGAAUAAAUUUCAUUCCAAUAUUAACUUUGACAGCCUCUUUUUUGAUAAAGCCUAUAAUGUGAAAGUUUUGUACCAUGGAGCUGUUCCAAAUUUAUUAUCGAGUUAUGCCUAAACUUUAGGAAAUUAUAAUUCGAACAAAUCAUUGAGUCCUUAAUAGAUGAAGGAUUAUUAAAAUCAUUUAACUUAGUUAAAAAUAAACCCUUUCAAAUAGGAUUCAUAUUCACUUGGAAUACUUUUAGUAUCAAUAAUGAGUGGUAAAGAUGUAACGAAGCAGACAGACUUUUAUAAGGAAGUUGUUCAUUAUAAGCAAAUUUUAAAUAUCUUGGGAUCUGCCUAUCAUUAUUAUUCUUAAUCUUUGAUGAACAUAGUAGUUAGUUUAUUACAAUAUGACGAUGUAAAAAGACCAAAUAUUUCUUAAUUAUUUAAAGUAAAAAUUUUCAAGUCACCCACUAUCCAAUAACGACCAUAAUUAUAGGUGGUUUAAUAGCAUUAAACUAUUAAUAUUUAUAGAAUAGAUACAACUCAAUCUUAUUCUUCUCAAAAUCAUUAUCAGAGUUAAUACCAUUUGAUCACGCCAACUAAAAAAGCUCUUUCUAUAACAAAUAACACGAAAUUAUACUCGUCACCAAGAAAAGCAUCAAAAAGCUCAUCAUAUGAAUAUCCAAAACUUUUCUAAUUAGCUAAUGGAUUUUUCACUCCAAAGGCAAAAUUAUCAAGAAAACCUUUAGUAAAGUUUAAUCACCUUAUAUAAAAUGAUGAUUUGAUAAAAAUAAUAUACUGA
Messenger RNA from Paramecium tetraurelia, 1215 nucleotides. RefSeq lists its product as uncharacterized. The record is from RefSeq and is a predicted model, not a curated record. Gene Ontology annotation, biological process: protein phosphorylation. The transcript is spliced from 6 exons. Lineage: Eukaryota; Ciliophora; Oligohymenophorea; Peniculida; Parameciidae. Gene Ontology annotation, molecular function: protein kinase activity; ATP binding.